Corythoichthys intestinalis (scribbled pipefish) is the source of this 5346-nucleotide messenger RNA. It is a transcript of the gene itgb5, whose product is annotated as integrin, beta 5. Gene Ontology annotation, cellular component: cell surface; integrin complex; focal adhesion. The transcript is spliced from 16 exons. Gene Ontology annotation, molecular function: integrin binding. The record is from RefSeq and is a predicted model, not a curated record. Gene Ontology annotation, biological process: cell migration; cell adhesion mediated by integrin; integrin-mediated signaling pathway. The coding region runs from base 447 to 2870 and encodes 807 amino acids. Lineage: Eukaryota; Metazoa; Chordata; Actinopteri; Syngnathiformes; Syngnathidae.
AGGGGUGGAGACACCCAGUUGGGACCUGGACGCGACCAAGUGAGCGAGAUUAAAUCUGGACCUUCAAUUUUGGAGCUGUGCAGCUCCUAUCAUUUGACGCUUUGAUGUCUCCACUUCCAUCUUGAAUAAUUAAAAGAAAAAACUCCGCUUGGAUUUGUACGAGGCCGACAUGGAAUCCACGCAUUGGCUCCACAGCCGCCUGCACAGCUGAAAGCAGACGGAGACGUGGAAACUAGCUCACCACAGGCAAACAGAGGUGCGGAUCAACAAUGGCAACCUGUCGCUGACGUGCACUACUUGUCGCUAUGAGGUGUAAACAGUCGACCAACUGGACCGGAAGCAGGUUCUGAUGGUUGAGUGAGAGAGCCCGCUGCAUUCGAGCGACGCUUAGAGAGCUACGAAUCCGACGUGGAGUGUGAGAGAAGGGGGGUGAUUGCACUGAAAACAUGCCGAGUGACGCCAUGUGGAAACCGGCGACGCGUGUGUUGAGAGCCGCUGUGUACUCUUUGCUGCUACUUCAAACAUUCCUUCACACGUCCACUGGUCUUAAUGUGUGUAUGAGUGGCAGUGCAACUUCUUGUGAGGAAUGUCUCCUGAUUCACCCCAGUUGCGCCUGGUGCGCACAAGAGGAUUUUGGGAGGGGCCGCACCCUGAUGUCACGCUGCGACUUUGUUGAAAACCUGCAAAAGCGGGGCUGCCAGAGCCGUUUUGUGGAAUACCCCACCAACAGCCUCGCGGUGCAGCAGAACAUGCCUCUGAGUUCCAAGGGGUCCGGCUUGACCCAGCAGGAUGUGGUCCAGAUUCGACCUCAGCGCAUCUCCCUUAGUUUGCGACCAGGAGAACAGACGUGGUUUGAGCUACAGGUGCGUCAGGUGGAGGAUUACCCUGUGGACCUCUACUACCUGAUGGAUCUCUCCCUCUCCAUGAAAGACGAUUUGGACACCAUACGCAACCUGGGAACGAAGCUAGCUCUGGAGAUGGGCAAGCUCACUAGCAAUUUUCGUCUGGGCUUCGGUUCAUUUGUGGACAAGAACAUGUCGCCCUUCUCUUAUACGUCACCCAAGUAUCAGGAGAACCCCUGCAAUGGGUACAAGCUGUUCCCAAACUGUGUACCCACGUUUGGCUUCCGCCACAUCUUGUCGCUUACUGACAAAGUGGACCGCUUCAAUGAGGAGGUGCAGAAGCAGAUGGUCUCCCGCAAUCGGGACGCGCCCGAGGGCGGCUUUGAUGCUAUUCUGCAGGCGGCGGUCUGUAAGGAAGAGAUUGGGUGGAGGAAAGAGGCGUACCACCUGCUCGUAUUCACCACAGACGACGUGCCUCACCUGGCUCUGGACGGCCGUCUUGGUGGCAUUGUGCAACCUCAUGAUGGCCUCUGUCACCUAGAUGACAACAAUGAGUACAGUGCAUCCACUCGCUUGGAUUAUCCCUCUCUGGCACUUCUGGGUGAGAAACUAGCAGAAAACAACAUUUUCCUCAUAUUUGCCGUCACUAAACGGUUGUACGUCAUUUAUAAGAAUUUCACAGCACUUAUACCAGGAACGACAGUGGAGAUUCUUGACCAGGACUCGAAGAAUGUCAUCCAGCUCAUCGUCGCAGCGUACAAUAACAUCCGCUCCAAAGUGGAAUUGACAGUGUGGGACCAACCCGAGGACCUCAGCCUGUCCUUCACCGCUACUUGCCAGGAUGGCAAGCCACUGCCUGGCCUCAGGAAAUGCUCAGACUUAAAAAUAGGUGACACGGUGUCAUUUAAUGUGAGCGUGGAGGCGAGGAGUUGUCCCCUUCGUGGCACCGAUCAUCAUUUAGCCAUCAAGCCAGUGGGCUUUAAAGACCGUUUGCAUGUGGCUGUCGAGUACCAGUGCGAAUGCAGCUGCACCCAAGCAGCCCAAAUCAAUAGCACCAUCUGCAGCUCUAUUGGCACAUACAAGUGUGGGAGCUGCUUUUGCGACCCGGGCUACCUCGGUGCCCGCUGCGAGUGCCAGGAGGGGGAUGCGAGCAGCAUAUACGUGGGCGCCUGCCGCGAGAGCGAGGGCAAGCAGUUGUGCAGCGGACGCGGCGAGUGCAGCUGCAACCAGUGCAUGUGCUAUAAAUCGGAGUUCGGCAAGAUAUACGGCAGCUUCUGUCAGUGCGACGACUUCUCGUGUGCUCGACACAAGGGCAUCCUCUGCUCAGGCCACGGAGAGUGUCACUGCGGGGAGUGCAAGUGCCACGCCGGCUACAUCGGGGACAACUGCAACUGCUCUACAGAGACCGCGUCAUGCAUCGCUGACAACGGGCAGAUGUGCAGCGGACGGGGCAACUGCGUGUGCGGACGAUGCCAAUGCACACAGCCCGGCGCCUUUGGGGACACGUGCGAAAAGUGCCCCACUUGCCCGGAUGCCUGCGACACAAAAAGAGAAUGCAUCGAGUGCCGGCUGUUUGACUCUGGAAAGCUCUCAGACAACCAGACCUGCCAGCGUCUGUGCAAGGAUGAAAUCAUCACUGUGGAAACGCUCAAAACCGAUGACCCAGGUUCCGUGCUGUGCCUCUACAAGACGGACAAUGACUGUGUGAUGAAGUUCACAUACUCGGAGCAUGCCAGCGGAAAAUCCGUUCUUUCUGCCCUGAAGGAACCAGAAUGUGGCGGGGGUCCAGAUGCCCUUAUGGUCCUGCUGGCAGUGGUGGGCAGCAUCCUGCUGGUGGGAGUGUUACUGCUCAGCGCCUGGAAGCUGGUCAUCACCAUCCACGACCGCCGAGAAUUCUCACGCUUCCAGAACGCUCGCUCACGUGCGCGAUACGAGAUGGCAUCCAACCCACUCUACAAGCAACCGGUCUCGUCCAGCUUUGGCGACACGGAUAUGUUUGACAAGCCUUUUAAUGGAGGGGUCCAUUGAUUCCUUGGCAUGUGGGGCGGCAGGACCGGUCCAGCAAGAAGGGCCCUUAUUGGGAACCCAGAGGCCCAUACAGACUCAGGCCUCCCCUUUCCUCAGAGGGCCCGCGGACGUGAAAGUAAAAGAUAAAAGACUUGGCUCAAAGAAAAAGCUUCACUUUGUCGUGUUGGUGAGCGAGGAGUCAACGGCCCACCGUUUCCACAAGCUAAACCAGCUGCAAAUCACAUUUAUAUAUAUUUUUAUAAACACUAAAAGGAAAUGGUCUUUGCCAGGCUGAACUAUGCACCCCAGCAGCUUUUUCUGCACAACAAAGUCAGUUUUUUUUUCAAAAAGAAACAUCACCGAACACUUUCCAAGCUGCGACCAAGCUUCUACUAACGUUUUUUUUUCUGAUUGGCUAAAACGUUGUUUUAGCAUAAGACUGCUGCUUGGUGCUUUGGCAUGCACUCAAGAGCCUGGUAAUAUAUUUUGAAGUGUUUUUUGACAUGAUUGGGGUUAAAAAACUGUUCAGAACAUACCUACAGUAUGUACUUUCAGACGCAGGUGGCUUUUUGGAGUGUGUUUGUUGUGUGAUUGCAUUGUUGUGUUCACGUGUAAUUUCAGAUCAAGGCAGGCUCUGCACCUCCUUGAAGUUGGCCCCCAAUUAGAUGCAAAUUUAUAUAAAAAUGUCAUUCGUUUGUGCUUCUAUCAUUUUUGAAAUAAAGACAAAUUUCUUUUAUAGGUCAAUCUGAGGUCAACCAGCCCCCCCAAUUUGGAUUAAAAUGGUGUCAAAUGUUUGUGCUGUAAAAAUUUUCGUUUGUGCUGCUAUCGUUUUUGAGCUAUCGAGAUAGUAAUUUUGAGUGAAGAAUUUCAAGUCAAUCGCAUCACCUCCUUCGCGGCUGAUGGAGCGUACCAACUCUCUCAAUAACGGGGGUAUCCUAAUAACCAGCACAAACAAAUAGCACCCCUUCGGGUCAAUUUUGCAGUAAAUGGGGGGCUUGAGAAAUUUUAAGUGAUGACGUGACUCACAUCCCCCCAUUUAAUGCAAAAUGCUAUUUGUUUAUGCUAUGUUUGCGCUAGUUGGGACACCCCUUUGUUAUUAAGAGAGUUGGUACACUCCAUCAGCCGUGACGGAGGCGCUUUCAUUGAAGUCAUAACUCGAAAUUAAUCUCUCAAAAAACGAUAGCGGCACAGACGAAAUUUUUCACAGCACAAACGUAACACAAACCAUUGACACCAUUUUUAGCCAUUUUUAAUCUAAAUUGGGGGCUGGUUGACCUCAGAUUGACUUGCAAAAGAAUUGUUAAUAUCUCAAAAAUGAUAGCAGCACAAACGCAAACGUUUUUCAGCACAAUCUCGUACAAACGAAUGACAUAAUUUUUCUAUAAAUUUGCAUCUGAUUGGGGACCAACUUCACGGAGGAAGGCUCUGCUACCUUAACCUUGUUCAGGUUUUCUACAAAACAGCUACGCGUUCCCUCCGCCUUUUAACAUGUUAUUACUCUCCAACGCUUGCCGUUUAAUUUGAGCUGAUAAGACAAAAUCAUACCUUUUUUUGUUGUUGUUGUUGUAAAGUUAAUGCGGCAGUCCAUUACAACAAAGGGAAGGCCUCUAAAAGAGCAUACAACAUAGUAGAUGUUAGCACAUUAGCAAAAUGGCCAAUCUAAUACGCAUAUUUAGAUCAAUCUCAAACCCUAACCCCAAAAAGUAAGCUCAGAAAUACUGUUGGCUUUUUGUUUUUUUUUUCUUGAAAUUGGGCUGUGAAUUGUGAGCUCAAUACCGUUUCAUAACAAAUAGUAUGCCAGAGAUAAUAUUGCAAUACAGAGAUUAGGUUAUAUUUUAAUAUAUUGAGCCAGACCACAUACACAACAUGUGAGAUCACAUGAAAAAUGAAAUUAUGUUCGAAAUAUAUAAAGUGGAAAAAGUGCCAACUAACAAGCAUUCCUAAUAUUUAAACAAGUGAUCACCGCACAUGUUUAGUCCAGUGAAAAGACAAUUGUUGUAGUUAAUCCAAAAAAGUUAUUGCUUGAUUAUUUUUUGUACAGAUCUGAUGCUACUUGAAAAGCCAGGUAAAUGGUACUUCAUUCUACUCGUUUUUUUUCACAAACCAACUACAAGUGCAUUUUAAUAUGAAAAAUAAUAAAGUUACUUCAGCAUCUACCUUCAGUAUAAUUAGCAAUAAUAACUUCUGAGAUGGAGUGGCAAACUAUAAUAACAGUCAUAACUAAAUUAACCAUAUUUAUUAACAUCAACUUAAAACAUUUUACACUUGCACCUUUAAUACUGAAUUCAUUUAUGUCACAAGUGUUUGUGUGUGUGAGUGAGGGAGUUUGUGCAAGUCUUUUGAAUUCGCAUCAAGUGUAAAUAAAUAUUGAAUGGGUAAAAGAUUUCACAUCACAACUGAUAACACAGGGUGAAAUGCAGUCCCAGAGUAAUGACUCAAGCAUGUUUAUGCGACUCUGCACAACAACACAAUAAAUGAGCGUGUUUUGGAAGAAGCA